Messenger RNA from Sesamum indicum (sesame), 1272 nucleotides. RefSeq names its product expansin-A1. Gene Ontology annotation, cellular component: extracellular region. Gene Ontology annotation, biological process: plant-type cell wall organization. NCBI's taxonomy places the organism in Eukaryota, Viridiplantae, Streptophyta, Magnoliopsida, Lamiales, Pedaliaceae. The record is from RefSeq and is a predicted model, not a curated record.
ACUUCUCACACACAUUACAUUUUCCUGUACUGAGUUUUCUUAUAGUUUAAGGUAAAGAGGAAAACAGCAAAAAUCAAAGUACACACAUAUACAUAUAUAUAUUUGUUAUGUUACUGGAAGAAGUGAUGAGGGGGGCUCACAUUGUCCUAAUUAUUGCACCUUUCCUCUCUUUACUUCCACUCUCAAAUAGCCAUGGAAUUAACGGACAAGGAAGAAUAUGGAAACAGGCUCAUGCCACUUUCUAUGGAGGUGGUGAUGCUUCUGGAACUAUGGGUGGGGCUUGUGGGUAUGGGAAUUUGUACAGCCAAGGAUACGGUACAAACACAGCAGCGUUGAGUACAGCCAUGUUCAAGAAUGGAGAGAAAUGUGGGGCUUGUUUCGAGCUUAAAUGCGUGAAUAACCAAAGGUGGUGCCUGGGAAGCUCGGUUGUUGUUACGGCUACCAAUUUCUGCCCUCCAAAUUACGCCUUACCAAGCAAUGCUGGGGGGUGGUGCAAUCCUCCACACCACCACUUUGAUCUCUCUCAGCCUGUUUUCCAGCAAAUUGCCAAGUAUGAAGCUGGGAUUGUACCUGUUCUUUACAGAAGGGUAGCAUGCCAAAAGAGGGGAGGCAUCAGGUUCACAAUAAACGGCCACUCUUACUUCAACCUGGUUCUCAUCACCAACGUUGGAGGUGCUGGUGAUGUCCACUCCGUUUCAAUCAAAGGCUCACGGACUAACUGGGAACCCAUGUCCAGGAACUGGGGCCAAAACUGGCAGAGCGAUUCUUACCUCAACGGCCAGUCCCUCUCGUUCAAGGUCACCACCAGCAACGGUCGCACCGUGUUUUGCAACAACGUAGCCCCCGCUGACUGGUCCUUCGGCCAAACCUUCACGGGCGGACAAUUCACUUAAACUUCAUCAACCUUCACGACUAUGUGGGAAGGAAAGAAUACCAAGUUAAUUGUCGAAGUUUUGCCCUUACGUCUGAAAACUUUGUUCUGUUAGGUAGUUUACUGUUGUCUGGUAGCUAUGCAUGUAAACUAAGCCAAAUUGCAUAGAAUAAUGUAGUCAGAAAUGGGGAGAGCUAAGGUUUUAUUUUAAGAAUUGGUAUUAUAUCCAUGAAGGGUUCUGUCUUAGGAUUGAUGGAAAUUUGGCAGUGGUUAGGUUUUUUAUCACCACUUGCCGCUACGUCUUCAUGGAGUAGCUAGCUUGCUGUUUUUUUCUCUUGUAAACCUCUGUGAGUUGUUAUUUUCAACUUUGUAAUUGUUUUAUUUGAAAGUGGGUGUUUGCA